CUCCGCCCAGGCAGCGUUUGAAAAUACAAGUGAAGGGAGGAGACCGACAGUUAGUUGAUGACUUGGUUAACUAAACACUUUUAUUCAUACCUGUCCCUCGUUUACUUUAGCUAGAGUAAAGUUUUAAGCUUCAGUGAUGUCUGGGGAGCUUGUGUGCUCAAUGCCGGAGGAGGUGAGAAACGCCGAGACAGAAAACAGCGUAGAAAUCACCAUCAAACUGACCAGCGAAGACCAUAAUGUCAACCAGCAGACAGAAGGCCAGACCGAGACCGUCUGUAGUGAGAUCAGACCAAACCACAGCCGGCUUUCUAAAGAUUUAUUUCGGACCAAAGAAGAAGAAGAAGAUGAUGAUGACAGUGGCACCCAUUAUCUGAAUAGUGAUGAGAGGCCAUGUACUCAUCUGCAGCGAGCAGAGAGGCCAGCAAAUGGAAAAGUGCCGGACACCUUCCAGACAGACCAUCUUCUGUACUAUGAGAGAUUCAAAGCAUAUCAAGAUUACGUGCUUGGUGACUGUAAAACAUCUGAAGUAGAAGCCUUCACGGCCGAGUACCUGGAGAAGAUAGUGGAGCCAUGUGAUUGGCAAGCCAUAUGGCACACGGAUGUGUUUGAUGUGCUGGUUGAAGUUGUUGAUGUCGAUUGUAAGGAGCUCAAGGCAAAGGUGGAGCUGGUGCUGCCGAUGGAGUGUGAGACCAGAGGCUGCGAUCUUACUGAAGAGUCCAUGAAGGUCCUGCUGGAGGCUACACUUCAUAAAGUGCCUCUUCUGGAGCUCUCGGUUGUCUAUGAUGAAUCCAGGGACUUUGAUCAGACUGCUUUGGCCCUGGAGCACCUCAGGUUAGUUGUUGAUGUCGAUUGUAAGGAGCUCAAGGCAAAGGUGGAGCUGGUGCUGCCGAUGGAGUGUGAGACCAGAGGCUGCGAUCUUACUGAAGAGUCCAUGAAGGUCCUGCUGGAGGCUACACUUCAUAAAGUGCCUCUUCUGGAGCUCUCGGUUGUCUAUGAUGAAUCCAGGGACUUUGAUCAGACUGCUUUGGCCCUGGAGCACCUCAGCCAGUUUAUCCCUCAAUUUCACAGUGACCCAGUGCUUGCGGUCAGUGCGUGCUAUGAGGGGGAUGUGGUCAUUGUAUGCCCUGGCCUUUACAGCAUCACCAGCUCCAUCAGUAUUGUUGACUCCAUCGAGGUUGAAGGAUACGGUCUGCCGGACGAGGUGGUGAUCGAGAAGCGUAACAAGGGUGACACUUUUGUGGAGUCAACAGGAGCAAAUGUCAAACUCUCAAAUCUAAAGUUCAUACAGCGCGACGCCAUUGAAGGCAUCUUGUGUGUUCGCCAGGGGAAGCUGGAAAUGGAAAAUUGUGUGAUGCAGUGUGAGACCACAGGUGUGAUUGUGCGAUCGGCGGCCCAGCUCGGCAUGAACAUGUGCGACCUGUAUGGCUCCAAGGGUGCCGGUGUGGAGAUCUACCCUGGGAGUGUAUGCAGUCUGGAGGGCAAUGGCAUCCAUCACUGCAAGGAGGGGAUCCUGAUUAAGGAUUUUGCAGACGAGUUGGACGCCAUGCCUAAAAUCACCAUGGUGAAUAACGUGAUCCACAACAAUCAGGGCUACGGUGUUAUCUUGGUGAAGCCAGGUGAUGCUGCCGUGGAGGAUCUUCUCGCAGAGCCCAAUGCCGCAGAUGAGAAAGAGGAAGAAUCUGAGGACACAGGAGUAAAAUCAGAGGCUGAUAUAGAUGAUGAUGAUGAUGAUAAUGUGCCUGUCAUUGUUGUGGAGGAAGAGUGCCCAGCCAUCCAACAUGGUCACUCAGUCCCUCCAGACUUCACUGAGGGAAAUGAUGCCAUCAAACAAGAGUUGGUUGCCACAUCGGCCAAGAAACACAGGCUUCAGAAGAGCCGGAUGAAAGCACUAGGGGCCAUGCAGGCUGAUGAGAAUCUACUCUCACAGGAAAUGUUCAUUUCCAUUCAUGGAAAUCAGUUUAAGCACAAUGGAAAGGGAAGUUUUGGUACCUUUCUGUACUGAAGGCUUCUCUACGGCAAGCAUGCACAGACACACUUUAGUGUUUAAUUAUUUAUUCAGUGUUUCUUCAAUUUUGCUUCGUUUAUUUUGUGAGCUUUCAUUAAUUACUGUGUGAGUGAAAUGCCAAAUGAAUUAAAUGUGCUAAAAUGUGUAGCCUUUUAAACGUUCUAUUUUUAUCUUGUGACUUUUUGAAUUUAGUUUUUGUUUAUCAGACAGUUUUUAAACACUGAAACACUUGUACAUAAAAUAACACAAAAGAGCGGCAUCUUGGAAAUUUUGUUCACAAUAUCUCAUGUUUAAGAACAAACAUGUUCAAAGACAGUUUACACAGUUCAUGUUUUGUCCACACUCUAGUUUAAUGGUUACUAUAGUCACUAAUGAGCACUAAAAGCAUUUAGUCACUAAAAAGCAGAAGCAGUCAUAUAUUUUUUUUCUUAAUUGUCUCAUUAUAUUUUGUAGAAAUAAAGAAGAUUUAUUCUUCCAAAUUGCAAAAAUCUGCUUUAUGUAAUUUACUCUAUAAACAAAAAAGCAUAGAAGAGUAAGAUAGUUACUGGUUUUGCCGGUGUUUAGGCAUCCCUUUUGUGAAAAAUUUAAUCCCAUUUAUUAAAUUACC
This is a messenger RNA of Sinocyclocheilus grahami, 2612 nucleotides long. Its product is annotated as SHC SH2 domain-binding protein 1-like. NCBI's taxonomy places the organism in Eukaryota, Metazoa, Chordata, Actinopteri, Cypriniformes, Cyprinidae. Bases 137 to 2002 code for a protein of 621 amino acids. The transcript is spliced from 12 exons. Gene Ontology annotation, biological process: fibroblast growth factor receptor signaling pathway. The record is from RefSeq and is a predicted model, not a curated record.